UGUCUCCCUUCUCUUAAAAAGUCGACUCUAAACCCGUUGCCCAAACUGCAUCAGGAUGUCGACAUUACUUGUUCCUUUCUCCAACUUAUAUUUUAUUUCUGUAACCAACCUAUCGAGAUUCUCGUACUUACCCUCCCACUCAUUCAUGUUGUUGGAUGUUUCCGGGAUAUCCUCUUACGCAAAUCUCUCCACUUUUUUUUUCAUGAUCCCAACGAGAUCUUCUUCUUAGUCACCCAAUGUUCGUCAAUCUCUGAUUUGAUCCCAUCCUUUGCAAUUUGUGAUAUUGAAUUGAAAAAAAGCUGAUUCUGGGUUUUAUUGUUUAGGUUCUUUGGAACUUGUUCCCUCUCUCAGCAACAGAGUCCAUUUUGCAGAUAGUUCCGGACACAAUGGCUGCUUCAUCAUCAACCAUCCUCUGCAAUGCCUCCGAGUCAGACCCUUGUCGUGACGACUCCGCAGCGUUUCUACUGAAGCUAGUAGCCAUUGCAUCCAUCCUCUUAUCCGGUGCAGCAGGUGUAUCUGUACCACUCAUUGGCAGGAACCGCCGGUUCCUUCAAACCGACGGCAGCCUCUUUGUAACCGCUAAAGCCUUUGCAGCAGGUGUGAUCCUCGCCACUGGGUUUGUUCACAUGUUAGCCGGAGGCACAGAGGCUUUGAAGAACCCGUGCUUGCCGGAGUUCCCUUGGUCUAAGUUUCCUUUCCCGGGGUUCUUUGCUAUGGUUGCUGCUUUGAUCACUCUGCUUGUGGAUUUCAUGGGGACUCAGUACUAUGAGAGGAAGCAAGAGAGGGAAGCUGAUGAUGAUCAGUUGCAGGGUAUUGUUGUUCCCUUGGUUGGUGAAGGAGGAUGUAACGAUGAGAAAGUGUUUGGAGAAGAAGACAAUGGUGGAAUUCACAUUGUUGGCAUUCAUGCUCAUGCUGCUCACCAUAGACAUAGUCACCCUCAUGGUCAUGGUUCGUGUGAUGGACACAGUAAAAUCGACAUUGGUCAUGGACAUGGACACGUGCAUGGGGGUUUGGAGCUUGGAAGUGGUGCAAGGCAUGUUGUUGUUUCUCAGGUUUUGGAGCUUGGGAUCGUGUCACACUCCAUUAUCAUCGGCAUAUCACUUGGAGUAUCUCAGUCUCCAUGCACAAUCCGGCCACUCAUCGCAGCACUAUCCUUCCACCAAUUCUUUGAAGGGUUUGCGCUCGGUGGAUGCAUCUCCCAAGCGCAGUUCAGGAACAAGUCAGCGACCAUAAUGGCAUGCUUUUUCGCCCUCACGACGCCUAUAGGGAUAGGGAUUGGAACUGCAGUGGCGUCGUCUUUCAACUCUCACAGCGUUGGAGCGUUGGUCACGGAAGGUGUAUUGGAUUCGCUGUCGGCAGGGAUACUUGUGUACAUGGCUUUGGUGGAUCUUAUAGCUGCUGAUUUCUUGAGUAAGAGGAUGAGUUGUAACUUUAGGCUUCAGAUUGUUUCUUAUUUGAUGUUGUUCCUUGGAGCUGGACUCAUGUCUUCUCUUGCUAUUUGGGCUUAGAUUGUGAGAUUCUUUCUUUUGUUAUAGCUGCUACAAACAAUGUGUAUAGUUCUAGAAUAAUCAAAUCUCGGAUGAGUUAUUCUUUCUUC
This is a messenger RNA of Brassica napus (rape), 1597 nucleotides long. RefSeq names its product fe(2+) transport protein 3, chloroplastic. The coding region runs from base 387 to 1508 and encodes 373 amino acids. Gene Ontology annotation, molecular function: zinc ion transmembrane transporter activity. Gene Ontology annotation, cellular component: plasma membrane. The record is from RefSeq and is a predicted model, not a curated record. NCBI's taxonomy places the organism in Eukaryota, Viridiplantae, Streptophyta, Magnoliopsida, Brassicales, Brassicaceae. Gene Ontology annotation, biological process: zinc ion transmembrane transport. The transcript has 3 exons.